Messenger RNA from Cydia fagiglandana, 2861 nucleotides. Its product is annotated as zinc finger protein 431-like. Gene Ontology annotation, biological process: regulation of transcription by RNA polymerase II. Lineage: Eukaryota; Metazoa; Arthropoda; Insecta; Lepidoptera; Tortricidae. The record is from RefSeq and is a predicted model, not a curated record. Bases 180 to 896 code for a protein of 238 amino acids. The transcript is spliced from 4 exons. Gene Ontology annotation, molecular function: RNA polymerase II transcription regulatory region sequence-specific DNA binding; DNA-binding transcription factor activity, RNA polymerase II-specific.
UGUUGGUGUGAGUGAUGGUAGAUCAAGGCCAUGUGGUAUAUUAUGAAUACGAAUACAUUAAUAUUAUUUAGAAAGAAAAAUUAUAUUGUAUGGAUUUGGAACAAUAUUUCAAUUGAAGAAAUAAAAUUUACUUUUCGUAACUUACUAUCAAUAAUAUCGAAGAGUGUUUAAAAAUUACGAUGGAGUCGUCAGCGUUACAGGGCGCAGAUAAUGUUUGCGUGAAGACUGAGCCCCGUGAAGAUGUGCAUAUAAAACAUGAGCCAACUGUGAAAGCUGAGCCUUUGCUAGAUUAUGAGUGUGUAAAAGAUAAGCCCAGGUACGAAAAUGUGUCUAUAAAAGCGGAGCCAUGGUGCUCAGAUGUGUGUGUAAAAGAAGAGUCACUCGGCGUAAGCGCGGCGCAUGUUGUGUGUGUAAAAGAGGAGUCGCUCGAUGUGAGCGCGGCGCAUAAUGUGUGUGUAAAAGACGAGCCCAGGUACGAGAGUGUGUCUAUAAAAGCGGAGCCAUGGUGGUCAGAUAUGUGUGUAAAAGUCGAGUCGCUCGGCAUGACCGCGGCUGAGGCGUCGUACACCGAUCACGCCGUGAAAGAUGAGCUCGUGCUCGACCCCGUGCUAGUGGAGCGGCGCGUGCGUCUCGCACCAACAGCUUUAAACCUACCAAUAGGAGUGAAGCAGUCGUGUGAGUUUGUCCCCUGGAGACCCUAUCUGAGGGACUGCUGUGUGAAGCUGGAGCGCCUUGAUGUGGACACGCUGCUCACUGUCACUCGGAGCGUAGACUGCAAGAGCCCGACACAUGUUUAUGCUGGAAGACACAAAAACAACACAGUUGGGAAUCUUAAAGCAAACGAUAGAGCUUUAAGGGACUGUAGAACUGAGUAUACGGGUUUAAUUUCAACUUGAUACCUCCACGCGUUCCCGAGAUAAAGGGUCUAGACAGACAAACGGAUGGACGGACAACCAAGUGUUCCUACAAGGGUUCCGGUUUUUUCCUUUUGAGGGCAAAUUCCACAGAAGAAACCGAGCGAAAAUUACCAAUGUGCCCACUGUAAAUAUGCAACAGCUGUGAAGUCACGGUUAAUAAGGCAUUUUAGGAAACACACCAAUGAGAAGACAUACAGAUGUGGACAUUGUAGCUAUGCUGACAGCGACAAAGGUCGUUUUGAAGUUCAUGCAAGGAACCACCCAGGUCAAAAGCCAUACAAGUGCGAGUAUUGUAGCUAUGCUAGCAGCAACGCAGCUUAUUUGCGGGACCAUGUAAAGCAACACACUGCUGAAAAGCCGUACAAGUGCGAUCAGUGUAGUUUUGCUUGCUGGAAAAAAUGUAAGUUGAAGGUUCACGCAAGGAAACACACUGGUGAAAAGCCAUACAAGUGUGAGCAUUGCAGUUAUACUUGUGCCCAAAAAUAUUAUUUGCAAAUUCAUUUGAAGAAACACACUGGAGAAAAGCCUCACAAAUGCGGACAUUGCAGUUAUGCUACGUAUUAUAAAAAUUGUCUGCUACUCCAUUUACAUAAACACAUUGAUCUAACGGAUUUCUGUGGACGCAUUGAUGAAAUGCCUUAAAAAGUGUAUAGUUCCGCUAGUGUCCAAAAAUGUCACAUGCAAUACCAUGUAUGGAAGGAAACACACUGGAGAAAAUUCAAAAAUGGAACGAAAUGCACAUGGUCAAAAAGAACUGCUGUUUUUUUAGCUGCUAAUUUAGUUAUUUCAGUUACAGUAUUAGUUUAAUUUAAGUUAGUGUAAUAUAAUGUUGCUAUGGACUGAUUUUCGGAAUAAAUAAACUUAUUAUUAUUCCUUUAUUAAUUUCUCCCCUUGGGUUAGUUUUUUACAAUCAAUAUCACUACACCUUAUAAAACAAAGUCCCCCGCCGCGUCUGUCUGUCUGUAUGUUCGCGAUAAACUCGAAAACUUCUUCCUUCCCUUAUCCCACCUACGUGGGUCGGGUCUCCUUGUCGUUUUACGCCAGAGUAUGGUAUCGUCUUGGGUCGUCCCAUUCGUUUUUCUUCAAGGUCUUAAAUUAGUCCUAUUCUGCUUUCGUCACUCAUUCAACAUUCAUCACAAUCGUCGGUGGCUUUCAAUGUAGAAUGCGUGACGAAAGCAGAAUAGGACUAAUUUAAGAACUUGACGAAAAACGAAUGGGACGACCCAAGACGAUACCCAGAGUAUAACCCCCUUAUUCAUAAGCGUCUACUAAAGUUGACAAGCUGAUAAUAAUCGUUUGUCCUUCCCAUCAUACCAAUACGUCGGAAAGGGACAAACGAUUAUGAUCGGCUUGUCAACUUUAGUAGACGUUUAUGAAUAAUAAGGGGGUGGGGCAAGUCGGUUCUGAGGGCUUACCGCGAACCACGUACGACCACGUCUCUUUCGCACUAGUAAAUUUGUACGUAAGUGUGACAGGGAGGCAACACGUCGAACUGGGUUGUCUCUUCUGCUAUGUUCAGGUUGUUUAGGUCGGUGUUAAUAUUGGACCACCAUGUGACUUAAUUGAUCCAGUAGUUUCCGAGAAACUAGGCUGUGACAGACAGACAGACGCACGAGUGAUCCGUUUUUUCCUUUUGAGGUACGGAACCCUAAAAAUCAAAUUAAAGAAUAAUCAAUAUGGUAAGUAAUCCCAAAACGAUUGUUCACUGUUCAAAUAACAAUCUUAAGCAAGUUUUUGUAAACUUAAUUCCUUUAAAAUGUAUUGAAGACAGAUGCAUUCAAAAGAGAAAUAGUUAUUUGUUUUACAAGGGAGCAAAGUUGUUGUUUAACCGCUCGUGCUAAUAUUGAUACCAGAGCAAGCGAAAGAUUCCAACAUUGAACCACGAGCGUAGCGAGUUUAUUUAAUUGUAAUUGAAUAAUUUGAUAUGGGUUGUCCCUUAUGUCA